GCUCCCUCGACGCUUCCCGCUCCUUGGCCUCUUUCCUCCUCCGAUUUCCGUCGUCGAACGUCCUGGUCACCGCGUUUCAUCUUUAACUAUUGCCUGUCAUGCCCAAGGUCAUCAGUCGCUCUGCCAUCUCAUCUUCAACAGACGCUCAACCGACCGCGUCAUCUGCCGCUGCUCUCCGGGUCUAUUAUUGUCUCUGUGGCGAAUUCGUUCUUGUUAUAGACAAGAGCCUCUCACUUCUUCCCAUCCGCAAGACUGAUGGGGCUAUCAUCAUCCGAUCAAAGGACGAGGGCGACCAGCGCGCCCGAGUUUUCAAACUGAACGCCCAACCGAGCGACCCUGUUCUCGUCGAGCGACAAGGUGGCCAUGAAAAAGAGUACAGAUGGCGAUGCUCUCGGUGUACGCUCUUCAUUGGCUAUCAGUCGACCCCACCGCCCGUCAAGAAUGCUCCGUUUGUGUACAUUCUUAAGGGUGCGUUGACAGAGGCGCAGGGACAGAUCCCGGCAGACGCUUUUGAGGGAGAUGAGACCCCGCAACAGUCGGAUAUGGUGGUAGAUUGAGGUUGUAGAGAUGCGGUCCAUUUGUCGUGUCGAAAACUGGCGUGAGUUUGUAUAUGUUGGCAUGUCAUUCUCACAGUGUAGAACGAUAUUCUCGAUCCAAUGUAUUCCAUAAUGAAGCACC
Messenger RNA from Stereum hirsutum FP-91666 SS1, 678 nucleotides. RefSeq lists its product as uncharacterized. The transcript has 6 exons. The coding region runs from base 99 to 557 and encodes 152 amino acids. Lineage: Eukaryota; Fungi; Basidiomycota; Agaricomycetes; Russulales; Stereaceae. The record is from RefSeq and is a predicted model, not a curated record.